GGACCAAGAACCGGAGUUACGGUGGACUCCGUUUGACUUGUCCAAACUCUCGAGUUCCAAGACUCGGUAGGGGGAGACCGUCAAGAAGGAGCCGAAAGCUUUCGAAUAGCCUAAACUACUGGUUCGGAGCCGUCUCCCGCGUGCCGUCUCGGAAGCGAAUGGAUGUAAUAAUAAAGUACUCCCCUCUCUCUUGACCAAUUCUCUAAGUCGUUAUCUAUUAUUGGAGAAGCCUUGCCGGUCAUAGCAGACCCGACCGAAUUAUCAAGAUGUUCUACGAGAAGUCAUACAUAUUUUCCGCAUCGAAAUGCAGGGGGAAUCUAGUCUCCACGCUCAUCCACGGAUUUGUAGACAUUUUCAUCCAUUUCUACGAAUAUAUCAUUGCCGUCACAAUGAUUCGGCUGCGUUGGAUACCAUCAUCGAAGCGCCAACUGCUCGAAGCUGAGAGAAGGGUACUCGCAUACGUCGAAAAACCAUGUGAAGUUCUGGAUGUGGAAAUUGGUAGCCUCGGGGACGUGCAAAAUUGCAGGAUCCACUCAAUCAAGGUUGCUUCGAGCGGCCCAACGGAAAACCUCCCCCUCGUGCUGGUUCCAGGUCUGGGCUGCGGCGGAGUUUUCUUUGUAUCCAUCCUCAACGCCCUAUCAGAGAGACGCGACGUUUACGCGAUCGAUCUGAUCGGGUUCGGCUCGAGUUCGAGAGCCAGGUUGAGCUCCGACGCCAAAACUGCCGAAGAACUGAUGGUUGAAGCCGUCGAGAGAUGGAGGCGAAAAAUGGACUUCGAGCAAAUGCUUCUCUUGGGUCAUUCGCUCGGUGGCUUCAUAUCAUCAGCUUACGCCUUGAGGUAUCCAUCAAGAAUCAAACAUCUGAUUCUGGAGGAUCCAUGGGGUUUCGCCGAAUUCGACCCAGAGGAAAGGAGCAAGCUCUCCCUGUACGAGAGAUCUUUCCAGAGAAUGUUGCUGCACGUAAACGCGUUGGCAGGCCUCCGCGCCUCUGGACCAAUCGGUCAGUACCUGGUGAGGAGAACAAUGAAUGAAAGACACCCAUACAUGAGGAAGUAUUUUCCUGACGCUCCCGAUACGAUGUCGGACUAUUUCUUCCACUCCAAUGUGAGACGUCCUACCGGAGAGGAGUUCCUCCGGAAGCUCUGCGAAAACUUCCCCUUCCCGAAAUACCCUCUGAUAAAGCGCAUGCGAGAGCUUUCGGAAGAAGUCGGAGUGACCUUCAUCCACGCGACUGGAUCAUUCAUACCUCGGACACCUAGUGAAACGCUUCAACGUCUACGUGGAGAAGAUAACACUAAAAUUCGCGUAAUCGAAGGAGUCGGCCACACAAUGCACCUCGAGAAGCCCGACGAAUUCAGCGAAAUCGUUCUCGACGUUCUUUCCCAGAUAGGAGAGAAUCGACAAUGACAAGGCCACGAUCGCGGGAUCCUCAAUUCUAGUCAUAACCGGAACGCAUACGUUGGACAUCUCGCGACACAAUCGGAGUGGGUCUGAUGCGGGGUUUGCGUCGGGUCUGAAAAUAAAGAUUCGAUUCUCCUGAUUCCAA
Messenger RNA from Galendromus occidentalis (western predatory mite), 1545 nucleotides. Its product is annotated as abhydrolase domain-containing protein abhd-5.1. Gene Ontology annotation, biological process: lipid homeostasis; phosphatidic acid biosynthetic process. NCBI's taxonomy places the organism in Eukaryota, Metazoa, Arthropoda, Arachnida, Mesostigmata, Phytoseiidae. The coding region runs from base 267 to 1406 and encodes 379 amino acids. Gene Ontology annotation, cellular component: mitochondrion; lipid droplet. Gene Ontology annotation, molecular function: carboxylic ester hydrolase activity; lysophosphatidic acid acyltransferase activity. The record is from RefSeq and is a predicted model, not a curated record. The transcript is spliced from 7 exons.